Messenger RNA from Pristis pectinata (smalltooth sawfish), 4898 nucleotides. It is a transcript of the gene eprs1, whose product is annotated as glutamyl-prolyl-tRNA synthetase 1. Gene Ontology annotation, cellular component: aminoacyl-tRNA synthetase multienzyme complex; cytoplasm. Lineage: Eukaryota; Metazoa; Chordata; Chondrichthyes; Rhinopristiformes; Pristidae. Gene Ontology annotation, biological process: glutamyl-tRNA aminoacylation; prolyl-tRNA aminoacylation; translation. The record is from RefSeq and is a predicted model, not a curated record. Gene Ontology annotation, molecular function: ATP binding; glutamate-tRNA ligase activity; proline-tRNA ligase activity.
UCAACGGCACGGCAGAUGGCUUUGAGUCUAACCGUGAACGUCUCCAGCCCUCCGUUAGGUGUAUUGCUAACUGCAGAACACAUCAAAGAUUAUGUCAACAUUUUGGUUGAAGAGGGUAAAGAUAUUCUGCGAAUUUCUGAAAAUGUCACGUUUAAUGAUGUGAAUUCCAUUGUUCGCUAUCUGGCUCGGGUUGCUACCACCUGCAAGCUCUAUGGCUUCAAUCUGCUGGAACACUGUGAGGUUGAUCACUGGUUGGAGUUCAGCAGCACAAGACUUGCGAGCUCUGCUUUGUUUCCUGCAGCAAUACAAGAGCUUGACAGUACACUCUCUCUCAGGACUUACCUGGUUGGACAUGAGCUGACCAUAGCUGAUCUUUGUGUAUGGGCAGCCUUGAAAGGAAGUAACCUUUGUCAGAAGCAGCUAAGCCAGAACACGACACCAGCUCAUGUUAAACGGUGGUACAACUUCCUUGGCUCCCAGAAAGCAUUUCAGUCUGUGGAUAAAAAAUGGGUCAUAGUAACACCACAGAAUAAAGCGACCAAUGAGAAGAAAGAGGAUCGUGGAAAAUUUGUCGAGCUGCCUGGUGCAGAAAUUGGGAAAGUAGUAGUAAGAUUUCCUCCUGAAGCCAGUGGUUAUUUACAUAUCGGAACAUGCAAGCUGCCACUCCUGAAUCAGCAUUAUCAAAUCAGCUUUAAAGGGAAACUCAUCAUGAGAUUUGAUGACACCAAUCCGGAAAAGGAGAAGGAAGAUUUCGAGAAGGUUAUCUUGGAAGAUGUUUCAAUGCUACAGAUAAAACCUGACCGAUUUACCUAUACCUCAGAUCAUUUUGACAUUAUAAUGCAGUAUGCAGAGAAAAUGAUUAGAGAUGGAAAAGCUUAUGUGGAUGACACUCCUGCAGAACAAAUGAAACAAGAACGUGAGCAAAGAAUUGAGUCUAAAAACAGGGCGAAUUCUGUGGAACAGAAUAUUCGAAUGUGGGAAGAGAUGAAGAAUGGAACAGAAUAUGGGCAAACCUGCUGUUUACGAGCAAAGAUUGACAUGACUUCCAACAAUGGUUGCCUCAGGGACCCCACAAUCUACCGAUGCAAAAAUACGCCACAUCCUCGCACAGGACUCAAAUACAGAAUUUACCCAACAUAUGACUUUGCGUGCCCAAUAGUGGACAGCCUUGAAGAUGUCACACAUGCAUUAAGGACAACUGAGUAUCAUGACCGGGAUGAGCAAUAUUACUGGAUAAUAGAUGCUCUGGAAAUUCGAAAGCCUUACGUUUGGGAGUACAGCCGCCUUAACCUAAAUAACACUGUAUUAUCAAAGAGGAAGCUUACAUGGUUUGUCAACGAGGGAUUGGUAGAUGGAUGGGAUGAUCCUCGCUUUCCAACUGUGCGUGGAGUCUUGCGGAGAGGAAUGACUGUUGAGGGAUUGAAACAGUUUAUUGCUGCUCAAGGUGGCUCCAGAUCAGUUGUAAAUAUGGAGUGGGACAAAAUCUGGGCUUUCAACAAAAAGGUUAUUGAUCCAGUAGCACCUCGUUACACAGCUUUAUUGAAGCGUGAGGUAGUGCCUGUGAGUGUGCCAGAGGCCAAGGAAGAAAUGAAGGAUGUGGCCAAGCACCCCAAGAAUCUGGAUGUAGGGCUGAAACCUGUGUGGUAUGGAACCAAAGUGCUAAUAGAGGGAGCAGAUGCAGAAACGUUCAUGGAGGGAGAAAUGGUUACUUUCAUCAAUUGGGGUAACAUUAACAUCACUAAAAUUAACAGAGAUUCCAGAGGGAAAGUUGAAUCACUUGAAGCAAAGUUAAAUCUAGAAAACAAGGAUUAUAAGAAAACAACAAAGAUUACAUGGUUAACUGAGACUCCACAAGCUCCAUUGAUCCCCACAGUAUGUGUCUAUUAUGAGCAUCUAAUAAGUAAACCUGUCAUUGGCAAGGAUGAAGAUUUCAAGGAAUACGUUAACCGAAACAGCAAGAAAGAAGAACUAAUGUUGGGUGACCCUUGUCUGAGAGAUCUGAAAAAAGGAGACAUCAUUCAGCUGCAAAGAAGAGGGUUUUUUAUCUGUGACCAGCCAUUUGAACCAGUUAGCCCAUACAGUUGCAAAGAAUCUCCUUGUGUACUGAUUUACAUCCCUGAUGGUCAUACCAAGGAAAUGCCUACCUCUGGUUCCAAGGAAAAGAGCAAACUUGAUGCAAUUAAAGUGAUUAAAACUGAUUCUGUAGCUGCAAAUGCAUCAUCACUUGAUGUUUCAUCUGCCUCAACAAAUGAUGCAGUGGACCUUGUUGCAAUUUACAACAAAGUAGCUCAACAAGGUGAGGUAGUGCGUGAACUGAAGGCAAAGAAAGCAUCCAAAGAAGAGGUGGAUAUUGCAGUUAAAGGACUGUUAACUUUGAAAGCUGAAUAUAAGAAAAAGACUGGUACCGAAUACAAGCCUGGAAAGCCACCGGCAUCAAUUGAUAGCCCUCUCUUUGCAUCCAAGACCAUGGACACAAAUAAUAGCAAUGUUCUGUAUGACAAGGUGUUUCAACAAGGCGAAGUUGUUCGAAAACUCAAAGCAGAAAAAGCACCCAAGAGUCAUGUGGAUGAAGCAGUGAAAACACUUAUAGCUUUAAAAACAGAGUUUAAACAGAAGACUGGGGAGGAGUACAAACCAGGGAAGCCACCUGCUGCAGUGGCAGAAGCAGUAACUCCAGCCAUGAGCUGCUCUACGGAAGCAUCUGGACUUGAUGAGAAAGCACUGUACAAUAAGGUGGCAGAACAAGGAGAAGUUGUACGCAAACUCAAAGCAGAGAAAGUUUCUAAGGAGAUGAUAGAUGCUGCUGUCGCCUUGCUCCUUAAUUUGAAGUGCCAGUAUAAAGCUUUAACAGGAGCGGAAUAUAAACCAGCUGCUGGUGGUGAUGACAGGAACAAAAAGAAAAAAGAAAAACAAAACAAAUCUGAGAAGCAGGAUAAAUCUGAAAAAUCUGAGGAACAGAAGAAAAUCACAAAAGAACAGGAGCAAGGAUCAAGCAGUGGAGGUACAGGUGAAGGUCAAGGGCCAAAGAAGCAGACCCGAUUGGGCCUAGAAGCUAAAAAAGAAGAGAAUCUGUCAGAGUGGUAUUCACAAGUCAUUACAAAAUCAGAAUUGAUCGAAUAUUAUGAUGUUAGUGGCUGCUAUGUUCUCCGUCCAUGGUCAUAUGCUAUCUGGGAAGCCAUCAAAGAUUUCUUUGACCGUGAGAUUAAGAAACUGGGUGUGGAAAACUGUUACUUUCCCAUGUUUGUAUCUCAGGCAGCCCUUGAGAGGGAGAAAUCUCAUAUUGCAGACUUUGCCCCUGAGGUAGCUUGGGUGACGAGAUCAGGAAAAACCGAGCUGGCAGAACCAAUUGCUGUUCGUCCAACAAGUGAAACUGUUAUGUACCCAGCCUAUGCCAAAUGGGUUCAAUCACAUCGUGAUUUACCAAUCAAGCUCAAUCAAUGGUGCAAUGUAGUGCGCUGGGAAUUUAAACACCCACAGCCAUUUCUACGCACUCGUGAGUUCUUAUGGCAGGAAGGGCAUACAGCUUUUGCUACUCGCGAGGAGGCCACAGAAGAGGUCUUGCAAAUUCUGGAACUCUAUACACAAGUGUAUGAGGAAUUGCUUGCAAUUCCAGUAGUGAAAGGAAGAAAAACUGAAAAAGAAAAAUUUGCAGGUGGUGACUACACAACUACAGUGGAAGCCUUUGUAUCAGCCAGUGGAAGAGCCAUCCAGGGUGCUACUUCACACCACUUGGGGCAGAAUUUUUCCAAGAUGUUUGAGAUUGUAUUUGAGGAUCCAAAGAAACCUGGAGAGAAACAAUUUGCAUAUCAAAACUCCUGGGGAAUUACAACCCGAACAAUUGGGGUUAUGACCAUGGUCCAUGGUGAUAACCAGGGAUUGAUAUUGCCUCCGAGAGUUGCUUGUGUGCAGAUUAUAAUAAUACCUUGUGGGAUCACUAACAAUCUCUCAGAAGAGGACAAAGAAUCAUUAAUAAAUAAGUGCAGUCAGUAUCUUGACCGGCUGACUAAUGCUGGAAUCCGUACUCGAGCUGACUUGAGGGAUAACUACUCGCCUGGCUGGAAGUUCAACCAUUGGGAGUUGAAAGGUGUACCCAUCAGGCUUGAGGUUGGACCACGAGACAUGAAAAAUCAGCAAUUUGUAGCUGUCAGAAGAGACACUGCCAACAAACUUACGAUUCCAGAGGCUGCUGCUGAGACAAAACUUAAGAAUUUAUUGGAGGAAAUCCAAAACAAUCUUUAUAACAGGGCUGCUCAGGAUCUAAAGGACCAUAUGGUUGUGGCUGACACAAUGGAACAAUUUCAGCAGGAAUUAGAUUUGGGAAAGAUUGUACAGAUUCCUUUUUGUGGUAACAUAGAUUGUGAAGACUGGAUCAAGAAAGCAACAACUAGGGAUCAGGAUAUUGAGCCUGGAGCACCAUCCAUGGGGGCCAAGAGUCUGUGUAUCCCUUUCAAACCUCUUUGUGAAUUAAAACCUGGAGCCACAUGCAUCAGUGGCAAGGAACCUGCUCAACAUUAUGUACUUUUUGGUCGCAGUUACUAACGAAGAUAUGAACUGUGGAGAAAAUCAUGUCUUUGUCUAUAAAUGUUUUUAUAAGACUAAUGAAUGACAGUUGCUUUAAUCUUUUUGUGUAUUUUUACCCAGAUAUAAGAAAUUAACUAUGAAUAACAAAGACAAAACCCUUACAGCCUAUUAAAUGUCAAAAAUAAAUCUAGAACAGAUACCCUACUUAACGUUAAUAAACAUUUAAUGAAUACAUUUCUUUCAUUGUGUUUUUUUGGUUUAAACAGUAUAAUGUAUUGGUACUAAUAUUUGUGUGUUGAUGAAAAACAAAAUUCCAAAUCUAUAUCUUAUCAAAGAGCUAAUUAAAAUGUAGAAAAAUAAAUUUCUAAAUAAGAUUA